Molecule: messenger RNA, 2347 nt
Organism: Corticium candelabrum
Lineage: Eukaryota; Metazoa; Porifera; Homoscleromorpha; Homosclerophorida; Plakinidae
Product: alpha-1-macroglobulin-like
Exons: 14
Coding region: 32-2119 (695 amino acids)
Molecular function (GO): endopeptidase inhibitor activity
Source: RefSeq, a predicted model, not a curated record
AUGUUCCAAGGUGGCCAAUGAAAUUUCAACUAUGAAAUUUAUUGACAUUGCAGACAAGAUAAAGUUUUGUGCUGCAGAGUACCGAAAGCAACUUAGUGGAAAAUCAGAACUAAUCAGCACUGCCAAGACCGCACACGAUGCUUUUGAUUGGCACCGGUGUUGCAUGAGAAAUGUCAGGAGAAAGCGAUCAAUCGUUUAUCCAAUUAGAAAUCAUUUCUGGUUGAGGUGGAGAUGGUUUUUACCACAUAAAUGGUUCCAAUACUAUCGUAUCACCAAUGGUAAUCAAACUUCAAUUACUAAAGUGGUAAGACUUCCUGGCUCUAUCACUGAGUGGUCAAUCUACGGUCUGUCUCAGUGUUGUGCUACUGGAUUCUGUGUGUCGGAGCCAAUUGAAAUCACCGUCUUUAAGCCACAUUAUGUGAAAUGUCACUUACCUUACUCUUUGAAGCGUCAGGAACAAGUAUCAGUGGCGUGUUCUGUAUCCAACUACAACUAUUACCCACUGAAUGCUUGUUUUUCAAUUCACGAUUAUUCUACUAAUAGUCUUUGCACAAGUUCUGGCAUAGGGAACAAGUUUACACCUGUUUGUUCUUACAUUCCAAAGUCUGACACAAUGACGAUACUUAUUCCGUUGGUGCCUCUUGAAGUAGGCACGGCAGAGCUGGCUGUUAAGAUGCUUACUGUAUCAGCUGGAGAUAUACUAAUACAGAAUGUCCGAGUUGUGCCCGAGGGUGUUACAAGGAGUUAUAGUUAUGCAGCGGAACUAGACCCUCAAGGUCUUAAUAUGAAUGUUAGCGGAGGUUGCAGUCUUCGCCAGAGACCAGAUCUGCGAUUAGGCAAAUGUUUCAAGUCAGUAUCUCGAGAGGGCAGUUGCGUAGAUCUUAUCAAAGACAACAUCACAAGGGAAGAUUGUUGUAUCGGGCGAUCUGCCAGUUUUUCGGUAGCUUUUCAUAGUGGUAGUAACUGUGAAUUGUGUCCGUCAAAGCAAGAAAUACAUUUUUGUGAAGAAAAGUGCGCUUGCGCAAACACAAAGCAAAACCGAACGCAAGUCAAUUACUUCUACGUUCGAGCGCCGGAGAACUUUGUCGCUGAUUCGGAGAAAGCGUGGCUGGGAGUUACUGGCAAGUACUACUCAAUUGAAGAGCACACAGAAAGCAAAUUUCAGCAUAUUCAAGGAAUUGAGGAUAUCCUGAAGUUGCCUGGCUCACACGGAGAAGCCAAUAUGAAACUCUUUGGUCCCAACUGUGCAACUGUGUCGUUUAUGGCUUCCACUAACCCGGGCUCAGAAAUACCUUAUCUUUCUCGUCUCAAACAAAGUUACCAAUAUCAGUUACGAUAUCGCAAAAAAGAUUCUGGAGGAUUUGCUAUCUGGCAACAUUCUGAAGCGUCUACUUGGUUGAGUUCAUUUGUUCUUCGCACCAUGUGUUGUGCAAGAAAAUUUAUACAAGUCGAUCCUAAUGUUGUCUCUGGCCUUAUCAACUUUCUUGGAACUCGUCAAAAUGCUUCCGGAAAGAUCUUAGAGCCCAGAACAGUGUUUAGUCGAGAGAUGUUGGGAGGUGUUCAGGAGGAUGGUGUGUCAAUAACGGCUUACACUAUUAUGAGCUUACUUGAGUGUUGUAGUCCUAAGGAAAGGCCAAUGCUGGUGCUCAAAGUCUGUCCUGCUGUCACUUACAUGCUAAAUGAAGUUCGAGCCAAUAGAGUACAGAGACCUUAUGCUCAAGCAGUUGUUUAUCUGGCAUUGCUUAAAGCUUGCAACUAUUCUGAUUGCGGCAUCUGCAAAAGGGAAAGAGUUUGUGAUUUUGCUGUUGUUCAAAAACUACGACGUGAACUCUUUAAAAAGUCAAAGAUUGGCGAAGAUGGGUCCCGACACUGGGAAGCUGACACGUCGGUUGGGAAGGCGUAUUGGUAUAAACGCCAACCUUCAGCUAUCUCUGUAGAAAUGACUUCUUACGUUCUUGAAGCCUGUCUCGAUGUGUCUGACUGCCAAUGCGCAGCAUCAGUUGGCAAAUGGCUCAACAGCGUAAGGAACUCACAGGGUACUUUUAUAUCAACUCAAGUAAUACAGUCUUUACAUAUUUCAAUGAAUCUUUUGUGCCAAUUUGUAACUAUGACGAUUUAGGAUACUGUUGUGGCUUUGAACGCUCUGGCGAAGUUUGCCGCUGGAUGCAACGUGACUGUUAGGCAUCCUCCAGAUCUCUGCGUGACAGUGACCAGCUUGAAUAAAAAUAGGGUUGUUCGAAAUUUUACUAUCAACGCUGAAAAUGCUGCACUCACACAGCGCGUUCAGAUUCCAAUAAAUGACGUCUACAAAGUGGAAACUUGCGGCACUGGCUUGGGACAAGCUAUG